Molecule: messenger RNA, 1569 nt
Organism: Ostertagia ostertagi
Lineage: Eukaryota; Metazoa; Nematoda; Chromadorea; Rhabditida; Trichostrongylidae
Source: the annotation of a GenBank genome assembly
GACAGCCUCCUUAGCCGUAUUGUUCUCGUUGGUGACGGUGGGCAGUUUACGAAUGGCAGACACCCUGUUUCUGACGCCAUAAGAGCUUCCGUUCCGCUGGACAAAAAAACAGUCGUCCUGUUCCUGGGCGAUAACGUUUACAAAGUUGGCCUUCCUGAUGACCAGGUAAUUACCUAUAACCUUGCGCGAAGCAUAUUGGACUCGCAAAUAUCCAUUGUUGCCAAUACCAAAGCCAGGCUGUACAUGAUACCCGGCAACCAUGACUGGAACAAUGGUCAGCCUGCUGGCUAUGAAACGAUCUUACGCGAACAAUACUAUGUCAAUCUGCUCGGCAAGGACAAUGUCCGUUUCUUCCCCCAGGACGGUUGCGGUGGACCCGUCGUUGUCGAUGUAGAUGACGAAACCAUACUUAUCAUAUUGGACAGCCAAUGGUGGAUACACCCUUAUGACAAACCCGGCAUAGAAUCCGAUUGCCCCUACAAAACAAAAGAUGAAAUCUUAACUCAACUUGAAGACAUACUCGCCAAGAAUUAUAAAAAACUGGUGAUACUCGCUACCCACCACCCAUUCCGCAGUAAUGGAGUUCAUGGGGGUUACUUCGGGUUAAAACAGCACCUGUUUCCCUUCACCGAAAUGAACAAGAACCUGUACAUUCCACUUCCUGUUCUCGGAUCCAUAUAUCCCAUCGCACGCAGUGUUUUCGGUACUCCACAAGACCUCAAGCAUCCUGAAUACGCAAACAUGGUGCAUGACGUUGAAAAAGUAGCCCGCAAGCAUCCUAACCUGAUCUUUGUUGCCGGCCACGAACACAACCUGCAACUAUUAAAAGAUAGCAGUUAUUAUUACCUCGUUUCCGGUAGCGGCUCCAAAACACAACGGGUCAAUAAGAGCCGCAAGAGUCUAUAUGUCGCUCAGGAAAACGGAUUUGCUACACUGGAGAUAUCAAAGAAUAAAAACGUACGUGCGUCAUUUUACACCGUUUCCGAUUCGGUACGAAAACCAUUCUCCGAAAAUAUCAUGAACUUUUCCAAGCUGCCCGAACUGAAAGAAGCAGCACCGGAAGUGAAAAAGAACGCGGAGUUCAAAGACACCGUCAAUGCUGCUGCCAGUGAAAAAUAUAAAGACCCUUCAGCUGUUCAGCGUUGGGUAAGCCAGGAAGAUGAUAAUAAAAUUAAAGUGACUGUGUACGAAAGGAGAGAGCAGAAGGAUACAGCAAUCCGGCUUUAUCAAAGAAUUUUUGAUCAUAAAACAACGAAAGAACUUCGCUUAUUCGGCUUACACGGGAAUGAUCUUUUUGAAGUAGACAAUGAUGCUAAAUCAAAGAUAAAAAUCCGGAUCAUCGGCGGUAAAGGCAAUGACACUUUCGACAUAAAAGGAAGCGUUGCUGUACAGCUUUAUGAUAUGGAUACGUCCGCCAACUACAUUCUCAAUAAGAGUCAUACGCGCAUGUUUUUUUCAUCACACCCUAGCGUUAAUGAAUUCAAAUGGGUGGAAAAUCAAUACCCCAUCACCCGGUUUCCAAGGAUCGGAGUUGGUUUCAACAAUGAUGACGGCUUCUUUAUCGGGGCA